Messenger RNA from Botrytis sinoallii, 1469 nucleotides. RefSeq lists its product as uncharacterized. Lineage: Eukaryota; Fungi; Ascomycota; Leotiomycetes; Helotiales; Sclerotiniaceae. The transcript is spliced from 2 exons. The record is from RefSeq and is a predicted model, not a curated record. The coding region runs from base 190 to 1062 and encodes 290 amino acids.
UCAGCAAAUCCUACGGAUUAGAUAGCCGUCUUGGCUGUACUGAGCCUCAUUUGACUUGUUGUUUGAAUAACGUCAUUUCGAGAUGACGCUUUAAACUUGGUAUGACAUGGAGAUGGAGAUCGCUCUCAAUCUAUAACAAAUAUAAAGUUGUUUGAAAAUGUUUAUAUCUCACCAGCAGCAUUAUUCAAGAUGUAUUCAUAUCUACCAUUAAUAACAGCACUACUUGUGCCUUUAACCUCUGCUCAAUCCGAUUCUACAGCCAGCAGCGGCACUGGGUCGGGCCCCUCACAGAAUGGCUCCUACUUCGAACAGUACAAUCAACAGCCCAACGCUACUGGCAGUGGCCAUUUAGUCGGUGCCAAUACAUCCGAUACCCCCAUGUUCCUAUCAUUUGUUAAGUGGGAUACACAAAUUAACGUCACCGAAGUCCCGUGGACCGGCAAUCAAACAGUGACGAACACGGUGAUAUCACUCAGCGCCUCAGACAAUGAUUUCCCCGCCAAUUCCUCAUGGGAGACUUGCGUAGUUCUCUUCACAAAUGUGCCCAGGAACGUGACGGUGAAAGGUCAAGAUGAUACCGGAGACUGCACAGCCUUGUAUUCCGACGAUUGCAUAAGUAACUUUACUGUUGCGAUUCAAGAUGCGAGAGCAAAGGCUACCUCAAGAAAUUCUACAGGUGUUUGUGGGGGUAUGUCGUUCAAUGACAUACCAAGCCAAUGUGCAGGAUCGAUACUUCUUGGAUCUAUUGCUCAAAACAUUACAUCAAAUCAAACUGAUGGUUCAGCAUGGAUGUAUGAAUCCAGCGAUCCCCAUGAUUCGACCAACUUGACCUUCUAUGAGGAAGCGGUUACGAGAAUAUGGCCAAUGAUGCUAAUUCAAAGUCCGAGCGCUAAUAUCGAUGGAGGGGCGAGGUUCACACAUGCUGGAUUGAGUUGUCUGAGGGCGGAGAAUGUUACUAAUGGAAGCAAGGAGGUUGAUGAUGUUCCUGGAGCCGGGAAUAGAUUGUUUCUUGGUGGAUGGGCAUUAUUGCUCGUGACGGGCGCUACGGGGUUUUUGAUGUAAGCAGCAGCGGAUCGUGAAGUAAAUCAAAAUAAUUCUCACGCUUUAUAAAUCACUUCAGCCACGAUGGGAUCGAUUAAGAAAAGAGUGGGUCUCUCCUAAAAUGGUUCCCGCCACAAACAUUGUUUCAGAUGAAAAAUAUUGUCUACUGCACACAACAUUCGCUCAAGAGCGCCUCUGAAACGUUAAAAUAUUCUACAAUCCACCUGCCUCGCGACAAACACAACAAACACGUAAUUUGUGUGAAGCAGUGGUAGCAUUUAACUUUACGAUGGAUUCUAGCUUAAUGCCUAUGAUGUUCACUACGCUGACUAAAAUCAGAACAAUACCUAGCUCUCGGUUUCCCCCUAGGUUCGGAGGUACCGAACUUGCAUGAGGGAUGUUUUGGAGGCAUAUGCAUGACUUACAAC